This is a messenger RNA of Polistes dominula (European paper wasp), 2130 nucleotides long. RefSeq lists its product as uncharacterized. Lineage: Eukaryota; Metazoa; Arthropoda; Insecta; Hymenoptera; Vespidae. The record is from RefSeq and is a predicted model, not a curated record.
AAUUAAAUCUGGCCGUAAAUAAGGGUUGCUGGCUAUUAAAGAUGGUAAAUAUUAAAGGUAGAGUGAGAGGAAGUUAUCGCGCAACAUCACUUGUCAGACGAGGAUAGCGAUUGUCAGCUGUACGACACUUUAAAGCCACUGCGCUUGCGUCGAACGCUAAUGUUUUCAAUUGAACAGCUGCGACAUUAUUAUUCUAACCACGUUGUUUUGAAGUUCGUAAUACACAACGUUAUAUAUAUAUAUAUUGUUGUUAUUUUGUAAAAGAUGAAGACGUGUUUUCUGUGUGACAAAAAGUGCAAUGUACUUGACUUUAAUAAUGCAUCAUUUAAAAAGUGUUCGCUAAUGUUAUUGUUUCGUCGUAAGAAAAAAUAUAAAUAUCACGACAUUUCGUUAACAACUAAAUCUACCAAAAGUUAUGGAUAUCAUAGAGUGUGUCUACAAAAAAUUACAGUUCUAAAGCAAAAAGAUAAAGAAGAAUUCGAAGAUUUUUGCAAAACACAAACCAUUCCGAAACUCCCUUCAAAUGAUUCUCAGUCAUUUCAAAAUGUAUCAUCUGCUGCUACAACAUCACAGCAAGAAGCUAUUUCAUCAACGACAAUUAAAAACAAAAAGGCAGCCUGCCUUUUUUGUGACCAUGUUGAGAAAAAAGUUGGUAAGAGACGAAUUUAUGUAUCAUUCCCGCAAUCAGAAGCAACCGUUGAAACAAUAAAAUCAAUGGCAACAAAAUUAAAUCACUCAAAACUACUAACGAAACUAGAGAAUUCUCAAUCUGUUGCUUAUCAUUCAAUUUGUAUGACAUUGUAUCGAAAUUCACUGAAACGGCAAUGUAAGGAACCUCAGGAGCCAAGAUAUUGGCACAAAAACCGACAAUUUCAUCAGUUAGCAUUCGAUUCUAUUUCGGAAAUGAUAAAAACGGAAAUUAUUGAGAAAAAUCGCGUUAUGUACCUGACUGAUUUGUUAUCACAGUAUAAAUCAUUGCUUUUGGAAUUUGCUGAAGGUGAAGUACGCGCUGAACAUUUACAGGACUAUCGUGCUGAAAAUUUAGAAAAUAAAAUAAUGAAAGCUUUUGGCGAUCGAAUAACUGUAGAGUCAUCUAUGGGGACACCAAAUAAGAAAAUUGUCUAUCAGUAUGACAUGGACACCUCAAGAUUAGCUGCUGAAAUAGCUAAGUUAGAAUCAACUGAAAAGAAUCGAUGCAGAGAUGUUGCUUACGAAUUGCGAAACUGUAUAACAUCUCUGGAAAGUACAAAGUUGCCAGAUUAUCUAACACCACAGGAUGCCAUUUUUGGAGAGUGUGCUAUUCCAGAACAACUUUUUAAUUUCGUGUGCUACUUAGUUCAAGGACCAGAUACUCGUCGUCAAAAUUUAGGUGACGACUUAAUGGAAAUAAAUACUGUGUGUAGAUACCUGAUUUAUAUUAUAUCCAAAGGUAAAGUCAAACCGUCAGAACAUCCCAUAUUAGAAGAAGUUCAACAUGUAGCAACUGAGAAUGAAGUAAAAGCAUCAAAGAAGAAGAAAUCAAAAAAUCAAAAAAGAAAAGUGGAAGAAUUAGAAAAUGGUGAUACUACUAUUCAUGAAAAUGGAGAGAAAAAGGAACUUGUUGAAGAGGGUGAAGAACCUGUAAAGAAGAAGAAGAAGAAAAAUAAAAGAUCCAAAAGUAUAGGUGAAACGGCGACGUAAAUAAUAUUCAAUUUUCUUACUUAUAUUAUUGCUAUACUUGUUAUCUUAUGCAUACACAUUCAAAGAAGUUGCAUAUUCAUUUUACAGAAUUUUGUAAAAUUUCCACAUAGCUUUUUAUACAGUUCUCCCUUACAAUUAGAAAUAAAUUUCAUUCAAUUWUUCUCUUUUAAAUUAGUAUGAAACUACUUAUAAAUUAUCUUWUUAGAUUCCYUUAGUUUCUUUCAKUUUUCCUAUUUUAUUUCAUUGUAAAAUGAUAUACUAUUAGUUAUUAUUAUCUAUAUAUUCCAGUCGAUCUUUUCUUAUCCUUAGCAAUAUGCAUUGUAAAUACCUCUAUGAAUAUUAUAUAUUAUUUUUUUCGCCAUGAUUUAACUGAUUUUACAUAGUAGUUUUUAUAACUAAUGACAUAAUAUAACAUUAUAAAAUACGGUUUUCCAUAAAUGUAGUUAUGAC